CCCGCUCCUCCGAGCCUCGAAGAGCGCAGGCUCUACUAUUUCAAUAUUUUUCCUGCUUGCCCCCGGCUCGUUGCGCGCUCUAGCACAUUUGUCUGGGAGCAUCCCAGGAAGCCUGGCUCCGUCAUGUAUCUGACACGUUUGCGGUUUGAUAGAAGAGACUCACCAUUUUUUCGACUAUGGGAAAAUUGGAAAUCUGGCCUUAUCAUCCAGCUCAUGAGGAUUGCCGAAAGGGUAAAUUAUACCUUUAUGGAGACGGCUCGUGUUGAGAUAAAUGGUGAAUCCCACGAUACGCUCAUGAUCGGCGUCGAGCCAGAUUCACUGUCAUGGGAACGCGGAUAUGCUCUCGCACUGCGAUGCAAAGCAGUCUUGGAAGAACGUGGUAUCCACAACGUGCAUUGCGAGAUACGGGAG
Molecule: messenger RNA, 411 nt
Organism: Trichoderma asperellum CBS 433.97
Lineage: Eukaryota; Fungi; Ascomycota; Sordariomycetes; Hypocreales; Hypocreaceae
Source: RefSeq, a predicted model, not a curated record